Thermothelomyces thermophilus ATCC 42464 is the source of this 783-nucleotide messenger RNA. RefSeq lists its product as uncharacterized. The transcript has 4 exons. The record is from RefSeq and is a predicted model, not a curated record. NCBI's taxonomy places the organism in Eukaryota, Fungi, Ascomycota, Sordariomycetes, Sordariales, Chaetomiaceae. Bases 1 to 783 code for a protein of 260 amino acids.
AUGGGUGGAGUCUGGCACCUUGACGGCAUCCUGGUCGAUCGAAAGAGAACGCUGCGUGAAGGGGCGUGCACCCAGCUCCGGCCGCUCUUUUCGGGGAUGGUGUUCACGCAGGUCAAAAAUGCGCGAAAAGGCGUGCUUGAUGCGCAACCACCACCACCACCCUCGCCAUUGCCUGCCGAAAUGAUGUUCGCACGUCACACAGAGGUUGUUCAUGCUACUCCUGCGAUGGUGGCCAAGGCGCUCCAAGCAGGUUCCUGUGGGGGUCCUGCUCUUUGGGAGGGCAUACAGGCCAGCGACCUCGAAUGGGCGUUUCCAUUGGCUGCCCUCGCCCUCGGAAUGGUCGAUGGGCAAUUCUUUAUUGACGAGCUGCCCCUCAACGUGCAGCUCUCUCGCUGCAGGAGGAAGACCGGCGCCAGUCGGCCGCAUAAGAGACCCUCCUCGGUUUCCUUCCGUUGCCAAUCAGCAGCAGGCGUGCGCACUGCAGGAGAGCAACCUAUCGCAUGGUGCUCAUCGAAGCUGCUGUCGCUGGCCAUUGUCCAAUACCACAACGUCUCGCAGCGCCGGAGUGUUGACGGGAGACCUUGCUCGCAGCAGGCAAAGUUAAGCAAGCCACUCUGCGCCCUCUCGACCACAAUAUCUCACAUCCUCAACAGGGUCGAUCAGGGAGAUCUUGCGCCGCGCAUUGCCCAAUUCUUCACCAACCCCUCAGAGAUCAUGCCUGCCGGGUCCCUCGUCGGCCUGCCAUUGCCCGUCGCAUCUGGUGUGGGGAGCUGCCUGGGCUAA